UGCGCGCGCUUCGUUUUCACUACGAGUUCAAAACAAUUUUUCAUUCUGUUUAAAGUGUUUUUAAUACUUUCUCACAAUGAAUUCCAGUGUUAUUGAUUCGAAAUUAGCAAGCCAUAAAGUGUUUAAGGACCUAAAAGACAGUUUUGACGAUAGCAGUGACAAAUUGUGCAAUUUAAUCGAGCUCAAAGAUGAUGUUUUGUACAUUUGGAACCCGGUUGAGAACUGUUUACUGUCGGUGAACCUGAAGUAUGUGGAAGAACACGACGAUAACACUACUUACCAGAAGCUACACCUCCUCUCGCCGCCCUCCUUCACCGUGGAGCGUCUGCUGUGCGGCGCGUGCGGCACGCGGCUGUGUCUGUGGGGGCGGCGCGGCGCGGUCGUGGCCGAGCUGCCGUCGCGCUGGGGCCGCGCCGGCCUGUUCGACGGCGGGAAGGAGACGGUUCUGUGCAAGAGUUACGCCGUGGACGAGCGGUUCCUGCACGCGGCGGGCGACGUGCGGCGCGUGCACUGGCACCCGGCCUCGCUGUCGCACGUGCUGGUGCUGGUGUCGGACAACACCAUCAGGCUCUACAACAUAGCCCUGAAGCACGGUCCGAAGCUCGUCUCCAUCUACACGACGGGCCCUAAGCCGAGCUGCCUCAUCGGCGGGCGCCGCAUACUGGACACCCUCGGAGACACCGCAGUGGACUUCGCGCCGCUGCCGGACACCAACAGUGUGCUGGUGCUGAAGGGUGACGGGAAUGUCUGCUGUUUGGACUGCGACUUGGACUCUAAAAGCUCAACAUCCAAGCUCAGCGGCCCUCUAGCGAUGUUCCCACCAGCCGACGACAACUACGGUUCAGACUCGUGCAGCCUGCUGGUGCUGGGCGGCGCGCGGCGGCCGGCGCUCGUGGUGCUGGCCUCCAGCUGCGCUGUAUUGUACCAUGCGGUGCUGUUACCGCAUCCUCAGUCAUAACAAGACAAGAAGGAGUCCGAAUACGCGCUGUACGUGAUCGAGGCCGUGGAGCUGAGCAUCGAGCUCGGCGCCGGCAACGACAGCAUCCAGCAGUACUCGUACCCGGUGCACUUGUACCCGUGCCCGGGCUCCAGCGGCACGUACCUGGUGUCGCACGCGGCGGGGGUGCACGCCGUGGCCAUGCCGGCCGCGAGGCAGCUGCACGAGUUCAUGAUGGCUGACGAAGGAGACAUAGAGUCACAACUCUCUUCACUCUGCCAAUCAUCGAGCGCGGCGCGCUACCUGGUCCGCACGCAGUACGGGGGCGCGCGCCCGCCGCGCGGCGUUGCCGCUCUUACCUCGGCCGUGCUGGUGCUGGUGGAUGAUGACAAAAGUGGCCCGACGCUGAUCUCGAGACAGCUGGAGCCGUAUGAGCUGGAAGAGCAGCUGUACAAGGAGAUGCAGCUCUCGAACCCAGCCUUGGAGGACGAGGACCUCAAGAAAAUACUCAAAGAGCGCCAACGCCUGUCCUUCACUUCCAUAAUCCAAGAGAUCCUCGCCCGGGAGGUGUCGCAGCCGCUGCUGAGACUCAACCGGAAGGACGAACCGGAGCCGCAGGAGGCACUGGAGUUCCUGACCCAAGCCACUCUGAAGCUCCGUCGCGAGUACAUAUCGCGGCAGCAGCGUGCCCUCGACGCAAUACGGAAGAAGAGCGGCAACAUGCGCGCGCUGCGGCGGCAGCAGGCGGCCUGGCAGACCGACUUGCAGAAAGACAUAGAAGAAGCUAAGCAGCAGUCGGAAGUGCUGAAGGAGAAGUGUGCGCUGGCCGAAAGGAACCAAGAGGAUCUUAAAGACAGAUGUUCCCUCGUGAUCCGCCAGCUGCAAGCGCGCUCGCCGGCCACGGCGGCCGAGCGGCAGGUGCUGGCCGAGCUGCAGGCGUUCAAGGACAUGCGAGACAACUUCGAGGAACACACGAGGAGGUUGAAGCUAAGGCAGCAGGACAAUAUGGAGCAGGUGAAGAAAUGGAAAGAAGACUACAAGAAGAAAGACAUAGCGCUCGGGCAAUCACACAGCGAGACUAUUUCAUCCAUUUUGAACCAGCAGACAAAGCAGAUAUCGACGCUGAUAGAAGAGACCAAACUAUUGAAGGACCAACUCAGUAUUGUUUAGUUAGUGCCAUUAUUUCAACAUUACUUUAGGACUUGGUUGUACUAUGGGGGAUA
Messenger RNA from Plutella xylostella (diamondback moth), 2160 nucleotides. The record is from RefSeq and is a predicted model, not a curated record. NCBI's taxonomy places the organism in Eukaryota, Metazoa, Arthropoda, Insecta, Lepidoptera, Plutellidae.